Molecule: messenger RNA, 423 nt
Organism: Gymnogyps californianus (California condor)
Lineage: Eukaryota; Metazoa; Chordata; Aves; Accipitriformes; Cathartidae
Product: putative bifunctional UDP-N-acetylglucosamine transferase and deubiquitinase ALG13
Exons: 4
Coding region: 1-423 (140 amino acids)
Source: RefSeq, a predicted model, not a curated record
AUGGCACCUUACGAACCCUAUCAUCCUCAGAAUCCUCCCCAGAGACAUAACUGUGGAUUUGGGAUGCCAAGGGGAUCUGCCCGAUUUAUAAACAGGCACAACAUGGUUGGCCCUCAAAUAGCAUUCUACCCCAGUCCAGGAAAGAGAUGCUAUCAGAGCUAUGACAAUUUCUCCUGCAGGUCCUGCUCGUACAGCCGUAGCCGCCGUCAGAUGCAGUGUGUGAACAAGGAAUGUCAGUAUGGGUUUGUACCAGGGAAUGGAGAGGAGCCUCAAGGACCAGAAGAAACUAUAACUUUCUAUGAAAUUGAAGGAGAGGAUGACCCUGCUUUUCCUACUUUACCAGUAAGAUAUGAACAAGGGAAACAGGAGAAAAUUCCAAAUCUGGACUUGUCUAAAACAGUCUUUCUGUCGGGUUGUGGAUAA